Messenger RNA from Umbelopsis ramanniana AG, 1628 nucleotides. RefSeq lists its product as uncharacterized. The record is from RefSeq and is a predicted model, not a curated record. Gene Ontology annotation, molecular function: glycerol-3-phosphate O-acyltransferase activity; glycerone-phosphate O-acyltransferase activity. The coding region runs from base 51 to 1556 and encodes 501 amino acids. Gene Ontology annotation, biological process: phospholipid biosynthetic process. NCBI's taxonomy places the organism in Eukaryota, Fungi, Mucoromycota, Umbelopsidomycetes, Umbelopsidales, Umbelopsidaceae. The transcript has 6 exons. Gene Ontology annotation, cellular component: endoplasmic reticulum membrane.
UAAUCUCCAAAAAUCCUUAGUUCGUUUGACAAAGGAGGCGCCAAUACGUAAUGUCGGCAAAUGCAUUAGGAACUGAAAAGACUAAUGUAUACAAAGAGGGUCGCUCCUAUUCCGCCGUCCGUUCGCUAUGUCGCUUUGCUUUGUGGGCAUACUUUCGAAAUUGUCAUGUCUCUGUGCAUGACAACGUCCCGACUCAUAGCCCUAUGCUAGUUGCUGGAAAUCACUUGAAUAUGGUUUUGGAUCCGGCAGUCUUAAUCGUGACAAUACCGCAUAACAGGCAACUUCAUUUCUGGGCGCUAGCGCGGUUCUUCAAGAUACCGAUCAUUGGACGUAUAUUCACAGCUGUUGGCGUACUACCAGUCGACACCAAAACUCGCAGUAACGCAAAACUCUUUGAGAGCACUGUUGAUUGCCUGGGACAAAAUCAAGCUGUGGCAGUUUUCCCUGAGGGCACAUCAUAUACGGCCCCACAUCAUUUACCGUUUAAAGACGGCUUAUCCUGGGCGGCUUACGAAUUCUUGGCCCAACAGCAUCAACGAAGACAGCGUGGUGAAUCAGCAUCUCACUCCAGUAUUACGAUCUUACCCGUCGGAAUCACGUACACCACGAAGGACAAAUGGCGAAGUGAUGUCAUAGUACACUACUCAGAGACGAUACAGGUCGGCGAGCAAGACAGAAUCCAAUUUGCAGAGGAUCCAAAAGCAACCGUAAAGCAACUCACAACUCGAAUCACAGAAUCGAUUGAAAGUGCUACAAUCAAUGCGCCGGACUGGGAUACAGACAAUGCCAUGGCUACAGCAAGAAGUAUUCUAUUUGGGCAUCGAAAUGGGAUUCAGCUAAAUAGUUAUGUUAAGAUUUCACAAAGUUUGAUUAACAUUUUACAUCCGUUGAUGAUACCAAAACUUACGGAGCUGGCCAAUCUCAAAGCUCGAUUAUUGAGUUUUUCGAGGACCACAAAGCUACUGCAGCUAUCGGAUCAGGAUAUUGCUGUUUAUCAAAAGCAAAAAAUAACCAUCACGGCGGCAACUUUGAGAUUGCUUCGAAUAUCAUUGAAACUACUUAUCGAACUACCGCUCUUUUUACCAGGCAUAAUCAUUCACUCACCCGUCUAUCUCCUUGGAAAGGCAGCCGAAUCAGUCGAAAAAUUUACAGAGUCCAUUGCUCAGGAUAAGAUUGCACUCGCUCUUGGUUUGCUGAUUCCGCUGUAUUCCACUCUCUUCUAUCAGAUCUGGCGGUGGAUGAGAUUUAGCUUUGGUGGAUUUCUACUUGGCGCAUUUUUGAUACCCACUUUUGUGCGCUACCAUAUGGCUAUGCUGGAUAAGCGUUAUGAUCUACUGAAAGAGCUCGUGGCAGCUUGGAGAAUAUUUGUUGCUUUAACCGGAGGCAAGAGUCAGCGAGCAGAAGUCGAAGAAGCUGUGGAACUACGAAAAUGGUGUGCAGCAAAUUUAAAAAAGGUGCUACUUAAGCUGAAAGAUCAAGGUAAUGAAGACGCAGCAUAUUUGGUGGACCAGGCCCAAAUGUUUUUUCAAGACGGUGUAGCACCUGCUAUGGAUUAAGUACUGUACACCAUUGUUCCGAUUUAUUUGUGAGAUUCAAAAAGUGAUUCAUGCAAGUUCGUAUGCAAAAAG